UCUGUAACGUAGAAUUAAUAAGAAACUCGAAUCUGCCAUCAUUGAAGCAUAAUAAUCUAUGAUUGCUUGAUUGACUAGCUAGUUUUAUGUUUUCAGAUAAUUACUGGGUGAUUUCCAAAUCAAAAUACAGAAGUAAAUCCUUAUGUAUAAGACACUCAAUCUUCUUACAUGUUUAUAAGUAGCCUUCUCCCUUCUGUGUCCAUUGUUAUGAAUACGAUCUCACCACAAGCUGGAGUUCCAGUCAUUUUGGUCUCAUAUUCAGGGCUCUUGGUUUUUAAAGACUAGUAGAAUUGCACGUAUACAGGUACUAUUUUCCUUUCUGAGUGAAAAUGCAGUACAGUGAAACUAAAGAAUUAGCAGAUGAGAUUAGAGCACAACUAAGUGAAGUACCUUCAGCAAACCGAGAGUAUUGCAUUGGUAGAGUGCGCAGACGACUCCGAGAAGCUCAUAGGAUACUUUACAUUCCCAUGACAAUCUCAAUAGGUCCUCUUCAUCACAGCAGGAGUGACCUAAGCGCUAUGGAAAAGUACAAACAACAGUACACAAAAUCUUUCCUUGAGCAAAGUCCACACUUGUUUCUUGAAGAUUACCUGAAAGCACUGCAAGGUCUAGUAGAGAAAACAAGAAAAUGUUACGGGGAAGAAAUUAACCUCAGUAGCAAGAAAUUCAAGAAAAUGAUGUUGUAUGAUGGAUGCUUCAUCAUCGAGCUAUUUCUUCGGUUCAAGAAGGAGGUUCCAGGAUCAGAAGAUGAUCCGAUAUUCAGAAGAAUUGGAUUGCUUAAUCGAAUCAAACGAGACAUGAUAUUGUUCGAAAAUCAGCUUCCAUUUUUUGUUCUUCAAUGCUUGUUUAAUCUAAGUACAGUAUUCAAUGGAGGACCUUCUCUCAUAGAACUGGCACUUCAUUUUUUCAGUGAUAUAAUUCCAGGACACAGAAGUAUCCCCCAAGAACAGGGUGCUGAUCUUAAGCAUUUACUUGACCUCCUACGCCAUAGCUAUGCACCAUCUUGGAUUGACGCGAAUCUAAUGGACGAUGAUCCUGAGCUACUUAUGUACAGUGCUACUGAUCUUAAACUCAAAGCUGCAGUUAAGUUUAGGACAGCUUCCAAGGCAGGAAGCUUAUUAGACAUUAAGUUUCACUCUAAUGGGUUGAUGGAGAUCCCACGAUUGAAGCUUCAGGCUGAGACUGAAACUCUCUUUCGAAAUUUUAUGGCGUUCGAGCAGUGUUGUGAGAGGUCUAAUGCUUAUAUCACUGAUUAUAUCUCCUUCAUGGGGUGCUUGAUUAAGGCUUGGGAUGAUGCGGAUUUGCUGUGUGACGCCGGAAUCAUAGAGAGUCACUUGCCAUGGGACCCUCUUGCCAUUACCGAUCUUUUCAGGACUCUAAGCAAGGAGUUGAUAGUGUACAAUUGCUAUUAUUCCAGACUCUGCAAGAGGAUGAGCCUUCGUUGCAUUAGGCCGCGGCAGCCAUGGCCCUUGACGGAAACCUUGACGUAUGAUUGCUCCGCCAAUUUGAAAAUUCUGGGAUUUCUCCUGGUUUUUAUGUGGUUGGUUUGGUUGCAUUUAAUUUUCCCUUGAUUUGGCUUGCUGGAAAUAAGCUACUGGAUGAUCAUUGGAGACUGCACCAA
Molecule: messenger RNA, 1621 nt
Organism: Hevea brasiliensis (rubber tree)
Lineage: Eukaryota; Viridiplantae; Streptophyta; Magnoliopsida; Malpighiales; Euphorbiaceae
Product: UPF0481 protein At3g47200
Exons: 2
Coding region: 330-1571 (413 amino acids)
Source: RefSeq, a predicted model, not a curated record